Messenger RNA from Sclerotinia trifoliorum, 2725 nucleotides. The record is from the annotation of a GenBank genome assembly. Lineage: Eukaryota; Fungi; Ascomycota; Leotiomycetes; Helotiales; Sclerotiniaceae.
CGUUUCUGGAAGAGGCCCUGGUUUUUUGUUCGGGUAGCUUCCUUGGGUAGGUAGAUAUGAUAUUGAAUAUGCUUCAAAGCUAAUCAUCGCCCCCUCUAUACUCAUGUUCUAACUCCUACAUUCUCGAACAUACAACUUUGCUUUUUUUAAAACAUUCGAAAGUAACAUCUUUCAAGAGAGAACGUUCUUCAAUAUAUACUUAUAAUGACCAAUCGGACAGUCUGCUCUCGCAUAUCAAACAGAAAUAACAACUUCUUAUCUGCUCCCACACGAAAUGACUUCCCUACCGCGAUUCCACUUAGUGACUAGAUGGGUCGCGGUGCAGGGAUGUGAUAAGAGAAAGAGUUUGGUUCAUUGUCUAAAAUAAUAUUUUCAGCCAUUGCUUCCCCAAAACCUUCCAGCCAAGUCAUUGUUCGUCGGCCAAAGCGGAUUAUUCAUACUAAGCACUUUGGAAGAUUUGCGAAGAGGAGCUUUGAAGACUAAAAUGAUGAGGUUCGAACUUCCUCCCACAUUUUGUGUCAAAGUCCAAGGACAUGCCCAGAAGACACUGCUCGUCGGCUCAGGUCUACUAUUUGCUUUGGCAGAUGGCUAUCUUGAUCAACUAAAAGCAUCGGCGACGCACAAAGUCGUAGCUUCCUGUUUGAAGUCGAUAACGGUGCCAUUGUAGAUCCGGUAUUGAAAAGCUUCUUUGUGUUUGAAAAUAAGAUGGAAUUUUCAAUCGCUCUUGUGAUAGAUACAGAAGAUCAUUUGUGGUGUGCAGUCUUCAAUGGUCGGAAAGUCAUCGGGAUAAGCCCUGAGGGUAAAACAGUUGGAGCAUGUUGUGCGUCUAGGGGUGAGAGAGGGACCUUACUGCCGGCGGAUUCUCUAGGACCCGUGAAAUAUUAGCGAUCAAAUCAAUGUGUAUAGGGGCUUACUCUACUUGAAUAAAUCAGUUUUCCAAAUCUUACUGGCCUCUACCGACGCUUUUUCAUACAUGUCGACGACCGAGCGAGUUGUUAAAAUUGAAUAUCUUGAGCGGCGGCCUUGAUCUGAAUUGAGAUGAGUCCCGGUGGCUGAAGUGUUGUAUUGAGUACGGUUCGUAUAACAUAAGGAUAAAAAAUGAUUUUGCACAUGAAGCGUGAUAUUCAAAGUGAAUACCUUUGAGUGCACUGCCUUUUGAUCACGUGGUGGUGGUGGUGACAGUCCAUCUUGCGAGGUGCCUGUCAAUGACUCCUCUGACUUUCAGACAACCACAAAGAUUUUUCUGUCAAUCUCAGUUCUGAAUCUCUUCAAUAAUAUUCUCAAGAGACUUAAACAGGACUUCUCUUGAAGGCAACGUCUUUCAACCCAUCAUUUAAUAUGGCAAGCUCGACUCCAACAAAACGCGACGCCGAUGGCAAUGGCAAUGCGAAGAAAGCGAUGAAACCCAUAAUACUCAAGCGUCCAGGCUUUGAGAACGAUAUCCGCCUCAAGGUAUUUGGUCAGGAAUACCAUGCUCACUCCAUCAUCUUGAAGCUUCACUCCGCAUACUUUCGGAAGUUCCUAGAUUCUGCAGACAAGGUUCCCGCUGCAGAGACAUCGCUUUUUUCCUACGAUUAUGUCUCUGUAGUUGAUGACGAUAGAGAAUGGGGUUUGGAAGCAGUGAAACUGUAUGUUGUUUUGCAUCUUGUUUUAUCUAUUCUUUUCUCGACAGUUAGGCAAGAAGACUGACUUAUCGUAGUCGCCCAGUUUCCACAAAGACUCUAGUACAAACGAAGUGAAAGCCCCGCGGACUGAGAGAUCUGGAAGGCGCGCUUUUAAUGCAUUACUCUUUGCUUUCUACAAUAUACCAUACACCAUCGGUAGUUACGACUGUUUCAUGGAUAUCUACCGCUUAGCAGACUUUUAUUGUGCUCUUCCUGCCUUUUCGCAUUCUUUGGAUUCCGCAUUGCAUAGGAGUCCCAUAUUUACGGAGUCAAUCCGCCGCAACAGCAAAUCUCUACUUCGAAUUGCUAAGAAGCUCCAUCACCCUGUACUCUUCCGAGAGUGCUUGAUUUAUCAGGUUGCCGAGAUAGAGUGCUUUCACAAGAGGGAGUCUUGGAUAUCGAAAUUUGACGAUGAUAAAGAGCUAAAACUUUCUUUUAUGAUGGCACUCACACGCGUUCGCUCUUUACAAGAUUAUAUUGAUCAAUCUAUCAUAUCUAGCGCGGAAGAGGUGCCAAGUUUUCGUAACUUUUUGACAGAGAGAGGGGAAGUAAUGUGGAGAGAAGGAUCAUAUGACGCAGCGGGUUACCGGACUUUGUUGAACCGUCUUCAAGAUAGAAACCAGGAGCAUAUGGUCGGGUUGGCGCUUCUAUUAGAAUGGCUUCCUAAAUUGUUGACGAGCAACGUGGUUCUAGAUAGGAGCGGAGCACGUGUUGGCGACAUUGGGCCUGAUGGGGACGACGACGAUGAGAGCUUCUUUUGUGCUCAAAUCCGGGACGCGGAUCUUCCCUGGGAUCAGGGUAGCAUAGACUGGUAAAUAGAGUGGCUGUAGUCUGUAUAUUAAGCUUUUCUCCCAUGGAGUAGUGAGGGAUAAGAUUUGACGUAUGAGGAAUAGCCAUUGAGGUUGUGGCUGUGGUUGUGAUUGUGAAGAAGACGAAAGUUUUUGAUGUACGUUGCUUAAAAAAUAGCGGUUUAACGAUUCUCAACAAAAUGACUUGAAAGCUCAAUAACACGAGAGGCUUCAAUCUUUAACUCCAAUCCAAUGUAUCACUAUCCAAUGUCU